Molecule: messenger RNA, 2708 nt
Organism: Columba livia (rock pigeon)
Lineage: Eukaryota; Metazoa; Chordata; Aves; Columbiformes; Columbidae
Product: caspase-10
Exons: 8
Coding region: 219-1730 (503 amino acids)
Biological process (GO): regulation of apoptotic process; proteolysis
Molecular function (GO): protein binding
Source: RefSeq, a predicted model, not a curated record
CUUACUAGCUUUUGAAUGUGAUGAGCACUUCUGCUGCUGUAUAGACAACCAAGAGCAGGGAGAGUGGAACCACGAGAAGGCAGAGAGAUGAGGGAAAGAAGUAUGGACGUUUCAAGCAGGAACAAGAAGGGAAAUGGUAGGGAGAACUGAGAGGAGAAGUAGGGAAGAGUUGGAGGAGAAAGGCAGCAUCAAUAUUUGAAAGAAGAAAACAGGAGAAAAUGGAGAAAGGAAGCAGAGAGACUGUGGGUUCCAGCAGCAUGGAGCAUGAUGUCAGUAUGGAGUGUGAUGUCAGCAUGGAGCGUGAUAUCAGCAUGGAGCAUGAUGUCAACUUGAGGUUCCGUCAGCAGCUUCUGCUCAUUGAUGAACAUCUGGUGGCUGAAGAUGUAGCAGCUUUAAAAUUUCUCUGUACUGACUUGCUCCCCUUCAGAAAACUAGAAGGUGUGAAGUCAGCACUGGACAUCUUUCAGCUUCUCAUGGUUGAAGAAUAUCUGAAUGAAGAAAAUACUUUCCUACUAGCUGAACUCUUAUACAGAAUAAAAUAUCACUCCUUGCUCAAUAAACUUGGUUAUACCAAGGAGAAAGUGCAAGAGUGUCUGCAUGAGAAGGGAAGAGUGUCUCCAUACAGGCAGUUGCUGUAUGAUUUGUCAGAGAACAUCACCAGUGAGAUGUUGAAGGAUAUCAUAUUCCUCCUGCAAAGCCAUCUUCCAAAGCGACAGAUGACUCUUUCCGCCCUGGAAUUGCUGCUUUUAUUGGAAAAACAGGGCCUUCUAACUGAAAACAAUGUACAGAUGCUGGAGGAAGUUUGUAUGAAAGUUUCACCUGAUCUCCUGGAAAUGGUGAACUGCUACAAAAGGGCAAAAGUGUCACUGCCUCAGCAGGAGAACACUCUGCCAGUCAAGGAACCUUCACUGUCUCGCUCUGGAGGCACAAGAGUAUUCGCUUCCCCACAGAAAAUUACAAGAUACAAAAUGGAUGGACCACACAGAGGAUUUUGUCUCAUUAUUAAUAAUGUUAAGUUUGGUACAUCUCUUCAGGAGAGGAAAGGUUCUUGCAAAGAUGCUGAGGAACUGGAGCGAGUAUUCACGUGGCUUGGUCUGGAUGUGCGGAUUUACCCAGAUCAGACGUCUUGGCAAAUUAGAGAGCUCCUGCGAACUUGGCAGCGUUUGCCCGAUCACAAAGACAGGGAUUGUUUUAUAUGUUGUAUUCUCUCUCAUGGAGAGUCAGGAGCGAUCUAUGGGAAAGAUGAGGAGCUUAUAUCAAUCCGCACGAUCAUGUCGCACUUCACUGCCAAACAUUGUCCACAGCUGGCUGAAAAACCCAAACUCUUCUUUAUCCAAGCGUGCCAGGGUAAAGCGAUCCAGUGUCCUGUCUACGUUGAAGCCGAUGCUCGAAUUCCUGACUUGUCCUGCAUGCAACAGAGCGUUUCUCCUUCUGAAAGUAUUCCUGAAGAGGCUGAUUUCCUCCUAGGCAUGGCCACAAUUGACGGAUACGUCUCUUUCCGGCACGUUCAGCAGGGUACUUGGUAUAUUCAGGCCCUGUGCAGCAAGCUGCAGCUGUUGGUACCACGGGGUGAAGAUAUUUUGUCGAUUCUUACAGAAGUUAACGAAGAUGUGGGCAGACGUGUGGACCGCUGGGGGACAAAGAAGCAGAUGCCCCAACCAGCGUACACCUUAAGAAGAAAAUUGAUAUUCCCAAUACCAAGACACCCUCCUCCUUCACAUCAACAUUGAGGCUUUUAAAAUGCAUCCUUUUACCAGCACAUCUCAUUGAAAUGCAGUUUACCACACUAUAUGUUUUAAGGCAGUUACCCAGGGCCCUGAGGAGCUGUUCGCUUCAGGGCAAGACCUCAGGUUUUUUUUCCCAUACAAACUGUGAAACCAAAGGAGACACAAUGAAACCAAUCCACAUACUAGCUGUUUACAUCAUCUAUACAUUGAGUUAUCAGCAUUAGGAGCAUGCUUCUGUCAUGUUAAAUGUUUUUGUACUUCCCCAGACUGCAGAUAGAAAAGUUUUUCUGACAGCAUAAAGGCUGCAUGGAGCCUUCCAUAUCUAAACCACGAUCAGUAAUGGUCUGGUUUAGGCUCCUCAUGCUUUAUUUUGCAGGCUAACAAUUUAAAAUCCUGCCUCUAAAUCCACUAGCUAUGUUCAUAGAGAAAGACAAAGGUGGGAAUGAAGAGGAGAAAGCUGAAGUAGUAAGUGGAAAGGAUUUCUUCCAUCUCUAAUUUAAAUUACAUUUAAUUUGAGGGAGAAGGAGUUGACUAUUGAAAUCAGUAAUUUGUUCCACAAUGCACAUUGAUGCCUCCGAAUGGCUAACAGAAACCUCAUGUACCAUGAGAUCUUUCCAAACCUGAGUAAAGCCAAAAUUCUGUGUAAUAUUCCCUCUGUGAAACAUCAUUUCCCCAUCACUUCUGGGGAGAAGAGUUAGGGUAGAAGAUUUUCACACUAUGAAAUAGGCAUUCAGCAGUGUAUCUGCAUAGGUUUAUCAGAUCGAUUAACUUCGUUAAGCAUUACAUUUUCUGGUUAUUGUUUCUUGUUUUAAGAUCUAAAAUGCAGCCAUAUGAGAAGCAAGGCUCCUCGUUGAUUAAGCUUCCAACAGGUCAUUUUGUGAGUUAACUGAAAUAAUGACAUGCUGUUUUGUUAUGAGCAUUUACUGUGUAUGUCUGUGUCCUUCCUGUUUGUUACUGCAUUAAAUUUAUACUUCUUUUUAA